Molecule: messenger RNA, 7284 nt
Organism: Drosophila willistoni
Lineage: Eukaryota; Metazoa; Arthropoda; Insecta; Diptera; Drosophilidae
Exons: 6
Coding region: 822-7184 (2120 amino acids)
Source: RefSeq, a predicted model, not a curated record
GGAAUAUUUCACAACACUUGACAAUUGUUAUAGGCCACACGGCUGCAGCAAAAAUUGAAAAUAAUGAAAAUCCAGUUUGUCGCGUUAACUAUUAUUGUCAAUCAAUUUCGUUACAAAGUGGAAAUUCUAUAGCCCUUCGUAGUUUAGCAAAGUUUGCAAACCACCGCUAAAGGCCGAAGCAAAAGAAAAAGUGAAAAUUAAAUCUGAUACCCUUUUUUCAUUUUUCUUCUCUUCUCUUUACACACAUCGUUCCUCGUUCGUUUCUCCUAUUGGUGGUGUACUACAUAUAUAAAUUAAAAAGAAAUGAAAUGAAAAAAUCGGCACAUAUUGUUUGUUGUGCAGUAUCUAUGUGUGUAUAAAUUUACAUACACAUAUCCCUCUAUGUAUGUAUUUCAGUGAUGAAGAGCGCGCAGUUUUCAUUUCGGGUUUCCUUUAAAUACAUUUCUUUUUUUUAUUGUGCUGAGAAUUUUUAGCCGCGCGUCUUUAUGUGUGAGAGUGUGUGUGUGUGAACGCGUAUAGUGUCUUAAAUGUAUGUGUUCGUGUGAGAGAGGGAGAACAAGAACAUAACAGAGGCAGCAACAGCAAAAACAACAACACCAUGCUGACUACAAAUUGUUACACUGGAAAUGCGCUGCUUGGCAGAAAUCGCGAUUAUGCCUAUGCCUUGUUGUCCUACGUUUGCUUCGACGACUAGUACAAGAAUCUAUAACCAGGCUAUUAUAUCUUCUAAUAAAUAGUAAAAAUCGCAUAGAGCAAAAACUCUAUCCUACCACAUCACAUUACACAUAGGGAGGAGUGAGAGAAGGAACACACAUGCCAACAUGCCACGCCUACGCAACGAGGAGUCGGAACAAACUCAAUACAAAGAUGGCGAUGUCGUUUGGGUCAAGAUUCACAACACAGAGAUAUGGUGGCCCGGUGAGGUCACCUCAUCGCAGGAUUUUCGUUUUGUCAACACAAGUCGGCCACCAUUUGCCGUUGUGGCCUUCUUCAAUGAGAAGACCUUCGAGCAAGUGCGAUCACCGAAAUUGAUAUGUCCCUUUCAAUGUGAUCUUAAGGAUCAAUUCAUACAACGUGGCACGAAAAAAGCCGUUGGUCUGCAUAUGAAAGAGAAAUUCGCAGAUGAUGUGAAUAUAGCAGAAUGUCGUAUGAAGCGGCAAACCACAUCCAUGUCGACGAGCUCGUCUUCGAUGGAUGUUGGAUAUCCAACAUCACGACCGGAUAGUUUGAUCAAAGCUUUGCUGUCGAGCAGUUGCAGUAAUCGAAGUAGCAGUACACGUGAUUCAAUUGCUGCAUCAUCGAUAACAACAAUCACAACAGCAACAACUGGAACAGGAAUAGGAGGAGCAUCAACAUCAUCAUCAACAGCAACAACAACAUCUGGACAAAAUGAGCCCACAUUCCGGAUUAUGGAUAUUGGCGGUGGGGGAAGUAACUCGAAUGCAUCCUCUCAAGAACGUCGGAGCGAUGUGACCAAUUAUGAUUGCAAUUUAUGUAGCUUUCGUACAAAUAGUAUGAGUGUAUUGCUAAUCCAUCGUCGCGUCCAUUUGGAGCAGAGACCAUCGCACGAUGGAGGAGGUGGUGGUGGAGGAGGACCAAGCAGCAGCAGCGCCGCCAGUGGCAGUAGUCACACCAGCGGCCAUAGACUUGGUCUUGGCCAGCAUUCGAGAGCGGCCAGACGAGCAAAUACCACGAAUUUGAUAGAUUCUCGUCCGCAUCAUUAUACGCAUCAUCAACGUUCCCACCAUCACCAGCAGCAUUCGGAGAGCAGAAACCGUUCGAUUGGCAGCGCAAAGUUUCUGCGCAAUUCCCUACGUUGCCAUUCACGGCAUGUGUCCAUUCAGGUGGAGGGUGUGCUCUCGGACGAGGCCCAGCUAAUGGUGGCCUCGAUAGCGCAGAGGACAAUGGAUUCCAUUGAGCGUGUGGUGGAGCCGAGAGACACGGAUAGUAGCUCAUCGCCCAUGUCGUUCCUGGAUCACGCCAGAGGUCACCACCAGGUGGUAACGCAUCAACAGCAAAGUACCCAGACCAAGACUACAUCCGCCGUCUCUGCGAGCACCCAAUUAAGUUUACGGAGUCCGCGACGACAACGCUCGAAUCAAUUAAGGGCUACAAUGCCCGCUCCAAUUCCGGCCACACCGGAUCUUCUUGCCCAUCCCGGACCAUCCCCAUCCAAGCAGCGACGUCUCACACGCUCAAUGAGCCGCCGUCAACAGGAUGCAACGCCACCAACUGGGCCACCGAUAGAAAGUCCCACAUUAAAGCCCAAUUUAACGAUACCAAUAACGGCAACACCAAGACGCAGUGGUAGCCGCCGAUCGACAACAAACAAUAGACCGAGAAAUCUAAUGAACACAAUAACAACGCCGACGACGCCGCAGCACGAACCAGAGACGCCGCCAGUGCCGGUGCCGCCGCCACCUCCUCCACCACCGGCAACAGUUGUGGAGCAGUUGAAGCCGACGCCGACAAUGACACCUUCAAAAACGCGCAACAGGAAGAGAACACGUGAGAUUUCGCCAAUGCAGGUGACGGCGUCUGUGCCACCGGCUCCGCCACCGCCGCCGCCGCCCCCGGAGACGCCUGCAGAUGGAUCACCCAUGGAUUUGGAACUCCCAGAGCCGCUUCCCUCAUCUAGCACAUCAGUUCGGACACCACCAAUGCGUGAUAAUAUUAAAUCAAAACAUGUUUCAUCACCAAGAAGACCAGCAGCACCACUAGCAACCACUCCGCAAGCGUACUCAAGCCCUCCAAUGCAAAAGAAUCUCCCACUGAAGCCAGCCUCAUUGGAGCUACAGAUGAGUUUAUUAGCUGAAUGGUGUGAUGAUGAGACAGAAGAGCAAUGGCCAACAACCACCACCAGCACUAGCACCACCAAUGGUGAGGAGGAGGAGCAGCAGGAACAGAAGAAACAACAGGAGGACAAGUCAAAGCAGCAACAGUCAUUGGAGAAGGUGAAUGAUUCAGAAGUGGAAACAAAGACGGAAACGGAAGAUCAAUCGUUGGCUAAGAAACUUAGUCUGCUAGCCGAAUGGCAGCAUGAUGAUGAUGAGCAGCAAUCCAAAGUCGAACGGACGACAACGAGCAAAUCGAAUGGUGGUGACCAAGAGAUGACGACUAUAGCAACCAAAAAGCGUAUACGCAAUAUACCAAAGAAGGAACGCCGAAAUGUGUUGACACAGCAGCAGCAACAGAAACGACAGCAGCAGCAGGCACAUCAUGAUGGCGAGGAGCGGAAGGAUGGUAAUACCAAUGGCGAUAAAGGAGCGGCAGACAAGGAGGAGGCGGCGGCGGGUGUAAGCAAAGUUGAUGCUGAGCCUGAUGCUGCUGCUGCGGCGGAGACCACAUCAGAUGAACCAAUUGUAAUACAGGACAGUGAUGCCAGUUCCAAUGAGAGUGUCGUCUUUAUUGAGGCUGAACCACGGCAACGUGGAAAAGUUCCACAUUUAGCUGGAGCUGCUGAAACUGGAACGGGAGCUGGAGCUGGAGCAAGUGCAGCAGCCACAUCAUCACAGCAAUCGUCCCCAUCGAAGGGAAAUAAUAAUAAUAAUACAUCAGCUUGUUGCUUUGACUUUGAGGACGAAGAUGAAGAUGAAAUUGAACAGCAGCGACGACUCCAACAGCAACUACUCGAUGGACAAAAUGGAGGUCUCAGUUAUCGCAAUGCCAGUGCCAAUGUUAGCGCCAACAAGCGUCAGGAUAAUAAGCAAAGCACCACUGAAAUGUCAGCCGCCGAGCCACCCGAUGAAUUCUUUAAGGGAUUCGAAGAGGACUUGGAGCGAGCAGCCAAUGCCGCAGAUGCUGAGACAGAGUCAGCUCUGGAUCAGCAGCAACACAAAGAAGACGAGCAGCCACAGCAGCAGCAGCAGCUGCCACUUAAUUUACCCAUUAAAGAGAGGCAAAAGAGGAUAUUCAAAUCACGCAACAAGUCCCAACUGGCCACCACUCCAUCCAAAGAAGAGGAGCAAGAACGGGAGACGGCACCCGAUACAGAGCAAGAUCAAAAAGAGGAGCAGGAGGAGGGGCGCCAGCAAGAGCAAGAGAAAGGACAUGAUGCCUCCUCCUUUAGUCAUAAUAUAUUGCAAAUUCAGAGACAGAGCACCACAAAUGGCAACAAUUUCGUAGUGUACUCCAAUGGAGAUGAGGGUGAAACAGAAGCAGCAGCAGCAGCAGCAGCAGCAGCAGCAGCAGCAGCAGCAGCAGCUGCUGCUGACAUAACUGAAGCCGGCGAUAGUAGCAGCCGUAGCAGCAAAUCCAAGACUGAUGAACAUCCAAAAUCCAAAUCCAAGUCAAAGGGGGGUGUUAAUAAGGGUAAGGGCAAAGGCAAGAGUAAGAAUAAAAAGAGCAAGGGCGGCAAGGGCGGCAAGGGAAAGUCAAAGGUAAAAGCAAAGACCAAGUUGAAGUUAUCAUCGCCCCCGCCACCGUUACCCCCUCUGCCCCCUCUGCCGGCGGCGACUAUAUUCUCAACACCCACACCCACACCCGAGGCGGAGGAGUUGAGCAACAACAAUAGCAACUCCUCAUCCACAUCGAAUUGUAGUGGGAUUAUAUCGCCAGUGCUUAGCUAUAGCACCAGUUGUUCGGUUGCCUCCAAUAUAGCGGUCAUAUCGCCCGAAGAGGCUAGGGAAUUGCAACGAUCUGCAUCAGAUGCUGGUGGUCUAGAUCCAACCAAUAUUGUUGAUGCCACACAGCCAAUGCAGCGAGGUGGUGUCCUGAUAUUAGAGGAUAUACGGUUACCCAAUUUGUAUCAGCCGGCAGCGGUUCAAACCUCUACUGACAGCAAUGAUAGCAGUAAGCAACAGCUGCAUCUGCAGCAGCACCAACCCCAACAACAACAACAACAACACCAACACCAUCCCCAACAAAUGGAGGAUGAAGAUGAGGAAGAAACAGCCACAACAACAACAGCAACGACUUCAACAGAGGCAGAGGCGGAACAGGAAAUGGAAUUCGAAACGGAGGAGGAAGAUCACCAACAACAACAGCAUGACCAAGUCCCACAAGAGUUAUCUGAAAGGAAGGAACGGACUGACAUCCCCAUGGCUACAGCUUCCACAUCCAAGAAGUCAGUCGCCCAAUAUGCAGUACCCCAGCCACGUGAGGGUUUACUUAAGAAGCGGGAACAGGAGCUAUUACGUAGAUAUCGCGCCGAUAUGGUCAGUGGGCGAAGUGCCGAAAUGUGUCGCAGGGUUCGUGAACGUUGGAGUCGUUCGUCGCAGAAAUCCAACGAGGAUGACGAUGACUCCUCCUCGCCCCCCAGUCCAACGAAAAGGGGUCCCAAUUUGCCAGGGGAGGAUUAUCAACAAGAAAUGGCCAAUAUGGAAUUAUAUCCCCAAGAUUACAUCAAGGAGCGUAACCUAAAGAGUCUACCCGUGCCACCGACAUCGAUGAUGAUGAUGACAAGCCAAACCUGCCAAGUUAUCACACCACGUAAAUCCUGCGGAACACUUAACAUGUGCGACAAAGAUGUAGCCAUUGCCCAUCAGCAGUUGGUGGAUUUGCGUCAACGUCGUCUCCAACAGCAGCCAUCACCAGCGACAUCCAUACAGCAGCAGCAGGAGCAACCAUCCACACGUCGCCAGCGUCGACGAUCGCGUCAUGCGAGCAAUGAGAGCACCAGUAGUCCCGGAGGAGCAGCAAGUGAGGUUAAUGCGGCAGAAGAAAUCACCACCGCAUCGACAACGACAACAUCGACAGGAGGUGAUUCCACCUCGCAGAAGGAUCAACAAGAUGGCAUAGAAAAUCCACCUCAGCUGUGCGCUGGACGCAUCUGUGCGGUAACCACACGACCCAUUCCCGGUUAUAGUCACACAUUCAUGCUCUGCUCCUUGGCCAAUAACAAUUUCACGCCCAUUAACAAUGUGGCCUUGUAUUUGGACAGUGAGAAGAAUCAUUUGGUGCCAGUGCCUAGCGAGGCUCUGACUGAACCACCACGUCUGGCCGAUGGUCACCCAUUGUCGGCAGUAUUUGCUGAUAUUGAUUUUCUGGGCGGUGAUGCAGUGGCUCAAGUGAUGGAACAACAGCCCAUCCAUCAGCUAAUCGAAGUGGAUCUAGAUGGAUCAGCAGCGUCGGCCGAGGCGGUUGCGGCAGUUGAGAACGAUCAGCAGCAGCAGCAGCAACAAAUGGAAAUCUUAGAUGGCAUUAUGUCACCCAUGAGUCAGGUGAACGAGGUGGUGGGAGUGGGCUUUGACGGCGGCGAGGAUGAAGAGUUAUCCCUGCACGAUGAACAAAUGCAUGCAAAUAUCCUCCAGUUGAAUGUCAAUGGACAUCGUCUCGAAUUGGAGCCCUCGAUGCUAUUCAGCAUUGCCGAGCAGCCGGAUUCCUGCAUUGAGGUGAAUGUGGCCGAAACCGGUGGAGACAGUGGCAAUUCAUCUACCGGGGAUAUUGGUGGCGAAGGCGGUGGCGGCGGCGGAGGUGGCGGUAGCAGCAAUGGUGGUUCCUCAUCGAUUUGUGGACGUGCCGUUUUACAUGCUCGUGAUAUAUUGCGUGCCGCUCAGGUCUAUUUGCAAGAGCGUGAUCUGCAAUUGGUCAAUGUGGAGGACUUGACUCUCGAUGAGGAUGAGGUGAGCGGCGCAGCUGUACAAGCAACAGAUCUCCUAGCCGAGGCCUUGGCCCACAGCGAAGUGGUGGACGAUUCUGCCUAUGCGGUGGUUGAUGAGUCAUCCAAUGCUGGCAUUGGAUUGCUUCACAUUGACACUCGCACUGCUCUGGCUGGUGGCGGCGAUGAAAUCGAAGAGGUGGUGGAUGAUCAGGCACAUGUGGUGGUUAGCAACAAUAGUGGUGCUGCUGGUGGUGGCAUAGCAUAUAUAACACAUACGCUCCCGCCACCGCCGCCACCAAGUACGGCGCAUUUAACGCCACCGAUAACGGCACGGACCAAUGAAACGAAUGCCCUGCUCGAUCAGACGCCCAUUAUGUCAGCCCUGGAGAGUCCGAGUACGGCAAGAUCUGUACAAUUGCGUCGUGUUGUCUCCCCUCUGACAGCGGGCAACACGCUAGACGACAGCCUGGCCGUGAUUGGGGUAACCAAUGUGAGUGCCACUGGAGUGCCCACAUCCUUGGAGCUACCCAUAACAGUAACGAAUCCAGCAAUUGCUCCAGCCCGUGUUAGUGUGACAGCGACGACUCCGAAUGUUGCAAAUGUUAACGAUUUGGUGCAAGUUCAAUUCUCACCCUUUCAGUAAUCACUGAGAACCAUCAACGACAACAACAACUACAUCCAAGGGCAAUAAUCGACGUCCAUUUAAAAGAUUUCAUCUGAAUUUUCUAUUUUCUUUUUUUUCC